This is a messenger RNA of Mya arenaria, 1441 nucleotides long. RefSeq lists its product as uncharacterized. Lineage: Eukaryota; Metazoa; Mollusca; Bivalvia; Myida; Myidae. The transcript is spliced from 4 exons. The record is from RefSeq and is a predicted model, not a curated record. Bases 43 to 1125 code for a protein of 360 amino acids.
UUAAUGUCAGUUGUAUGUAGCAGACGGUCGUGAGAUUGAAGUAUGUAUUAUUCUGCUUUAUUUGUGUUUUUUGGAAACUUUAUAUCAAUGUCAAUGGAGUGCCCAAUUUUGUGUUCUAUGUGUGACAUCUCCGAACAGUGCAUUGAAUGUACAACAGGUCAUUGGGGUACAAGACUAAAUUGCGUACAUCCUUGUCCAGCCACAUGCAACGGUGCUUGCCACGACCACGACGGGUCCUGCUCGAAGUGUAAGCCCGGGUUUUGCGGAAAUUUUUGUCAACUGUCAUGUGAGCCAAACUGUGAUGGAGAAAAUUGUCAGUUGAUUAGUGGGGAAUGUGUUUGUCAAACAAAGUCUCACGUGACAGGAGCUGAAAGGACUACAGGAAAGACGAAUGAACGAUGUCCGCUAGGAAACUAUGGACCAUUCUGUGACAAGAAGUGUUCUGUUGGAUGUGUAAACGGAAAUUGUAGAAUGACAGAUGGCGGAUGUGUCCAUGGCUGUGUAAAUGGGUACCAAGCGACAGAAAUAGGAUGUAUAUCUGCUUUAUCGGAUAAUGAUUCGGAUGGAUCCGGAAGUUUAUCAACCGCAGACAAAGUAGCCAUUUCUGUAUCAUGUUCAGUCAUGGCUUGCUGCGUUGUGGUAGUAAUAGUCGCCAUUGUGUGUUACAGAAGAAGCAGAAUACAACAGUGUGAUACAAAAAACGUGAAAGGGCAAAGGACUGUGACUCAGCCACACUCUGGUAUAUCGACCGGAAGUUGUCGGAGUGCGAUUGCUCUCCCGAGUAUCCCGCCCAGGGAGCCUUCUACGAGGUACGUCAGAACAGACGGCCCCGUUCCAAAGCCAGCAGAUGUAUGCACGAUCCCAUGCUCACAAAGAGGAGCUUAUGACUAUGUCGCUGGUCCAGUUAACCUGUACGAAGAACCUGUUGGAAUAUCGCAUUCGCGAAGGCGGGAAUUGGCAGAAGAUGCUGAAGUGGCAAUAAUGUGCUGUGCGCGUGAUAUUCCGUCGGAACCGGGAAUGCAAGUUUCAAACCAAAAAGUUCAGUUCAUUACAGACGAAACUGUCGAUUACAUCCAUUGUGUCGCAGACAAUGACGAAACUAUUUAUAACGAAAUUCUCUUUUAGUUUUAAUAUUAUAUUUAAGGAAAAUACUCAGAAAGAUCAUACAUGAAAUGCUAACUCUUGAUAGUUCUUUUGGUGUUGAUAUACCAUUCCAUUAUUUGUAUAUUGCUAGUUUACUUAUUGACUUACAUAACAUUAUUACACAUGAGUUUUAUACACUGAAGUGUAACUGUGAGACAUUUAGUUAGUUAAAAAGCUUCAAGCUCCAUGCUACAAUCAGGAAUAUGAAAAGAACGCCCACGCCAAAUAGUUUGCUUAUGAUGCUAUUGUCUAUGUUGAAUUCAUGCUGCAUUCAUUGAAUAAAAUACACUUCAGAUCG